Molecule: messenger RNA, 1228 nt
Organism: Actinia tenebrosa (Australian red waratah sea anemone)
Lineage: Eukaryota; Metazoa; Cnidaria; Anthozoa; Actiniaria; Actiniidae
Product: collagen alpha-1(XII) chain-like
Source: RefSeq, a predicted model, not a curated record
UCUGCGGACAUCAGUGGCGUCCCCAGGCCGUUGCCACACAAAUAAUGGACACUACAUAAUCAUUGAAUAGUGAAAGCACGUUAUCGUUAAAUAGAGCGUUUUCACUCACGUGACAAGGCAGCCAUGUUGGUGUAUCAAUAAAAACUUCUGUACAGUUGCAUAAAAAUAGAGUUCAAUUCCCGGAGGAUAGAAAAUGUAUUGUCUUGGUACACCAAUAGGGGCGCUGUGACGUCACGUCGAAACGCUCAAUACUUGAAAUUACCAAGAUCGAGGUCCUAUGCUAGGCAUAAUCAAAAUACCGCCACCACGAGAAACUGCUGUCAAGUUUGCAAAGUAUUUCCUAGGUCGUGAAAUCGAUAUCAAUAAACACGCGCGAAGACCACGAAGCGAUGAUUUUCUCCAACGAAAACRAAYAGAUACGGYGUUAAUAAUMGACUCUUCUGAWUCCGUCAAGCGRGUGAACUUCAAACKCGGGCUGAGAGCUCUACAAGCAAUGGUCGAGCGAGGAAAGCCGGACACCAAGUACGCAGCGAUCACAUUCUCCAAUCACGCGAAAUUAGAAUUUGUUUUCGUGGAUAAAGAAAAUGCGAAGAAAAAUUUGAAGAAGAUAGAACAUCGUCGUGGAAAGACCAACACACAGGAAGCCCUAAUUAUGGCUUUAAACAAACUGAUCAAAAGUAACACGUCAAACAUCCGUGUAGGAAGCGUUCGACGCAUUUUUUUGGUCACAGACGGUCUAUCGAAUGUUAAAAGGAACAUGACGCUGAUUCGUGGCCAACAGCUAAAGAUUGCCGGCGUGGAGAUAUUUGUAAUGGCAGUGGGGCAGUAUGAUCAAGGUUUUGAGGAGAUUGUUGGUUUAGCAAGCUCAACUCUCGCUCACCUGUAUAGGGUAGCGAACAUGAAGGGGUUUCUGAGAGUGAUUAAGUUGAUUCCUAAAAAUGUAGAGAAAAACUGGCUUUCUGGCAUGAACGAGGAUGGGUUUUAGUGAAAUAAGAAAUAUAAAAAAAUAAUUAAAUGAUUAAAAAAAACCGGGAGAAUGGUUGUUAGGACUUCAUAUAAAUAUUUCAAAAACGCAAAAUAGGAUAGAAAUAGCAAUGUAAAUAAAGGAAUACUAAAUGGAUAAAUAAACAUGAUUAUAGAGAAGUUAGUUGAUUCCUACCACGCCAUGUACUGGGGACUGCGCGUUUAGCSCUGCGGGCAGUAUUUCAAUAAAAUAAUACAAAAGAAA